CGGCCAGUCCCCCCCAGUUUCCCUCCGCUGCGUCAAGUUCUUGUAGUACAUGCAGAAGUUCCGGGCCUCGGGGCAGCUGGAGAGCGUCAUCCGGAAGGCGUUCCAGACGCUGGACAAGGACAAGAGCGGCUUCAACGAGUGGAACGAGAUCAAGUACACCCUGUCUGCCAUCCCCAGUGCCGGGUCCAUAGCCCCCCUGACGGACGAGGAGGCUGAGGCCGUCACCCAGGUGGCCGACACGGAUGGGGACGGGAGAAUCGACUUCGAAGGUGGGGCAGCCCUGAUGCGAGGGGCCGGGGGCCCCUCCGGACCUUCCUGCCCCUCCCUGUCCCUCGUCCUCAGGCAGUUUGCACCCCGGCCAGCGCCUGUCUCAGGGUGGGGCUGACCAGGCUCCCCACAGCCAGGCGUGGACCCCCUCCCCCUAAACUCACAGCCCCCUCUGGUUGCCAUCAUCCCACCCCCCCAUGAGGAGGCGGAGCCUCAGGGAUGCUGAGCGGGGUGGGGUGUUUCACUGGACCUAGGGAGCUGCUGGAGGUUUCUGAGCAGAGGAGACUCCCAAGCCAGCUUUGGGGGAGCACAUUAGAUGGGGGGGUUCCAAAACGGGGCCAGAGGGAGGUUUGAGGCAGGGACCAGGGCCUGAGGAGCUGCAGAGAGGGACCAGAAGGAAGGAGUUGGGGUGGGCGGAGAGAUGCGACCCUGGGGAACGGGUGUGAGUUGAGCAGGGGGCAGGGGCAGGGCAGGCGUUGCCCAGGAGGGGUUGCCCUGCAUUUGCAGGGUGGUAGCCCCUCCCUGAGGCUCCCCACGGCUGCCUGAUCAUCAUCCUGCUGCCCAGCCACCCCAGCUGCUGACCCCAAGCCUGGAGGGUGGCCCUAGGAACAGGAGAGCAGGGCUCAGAGCCCCAGACCAACUGGCCUGCUGACACCCCUGCCAGCUGGGGGCCGUCCUCACCCUCUACUUCCUGCCUGCAAAUACCAGGAAAGCUUGCCUUGCAGGUGGACUCAAGACUUCCCACGGGGGCAGCUGGGCCAGGGAGACCAUUAGGACGCAGCCUCUCAGCGCCUCAGUUUCCCCACUGGAGGUGGGGCGAUCACAGGAGAACCAGCUCCGAGACUCUGAGGGGAGCCCCUGGGGGUUCAUCGUGAGACCCACAGGCGCAGGCGCAGGCACAGGACAGUUCGAGCAGCCAAGCUCUGGUGUUUCCUGCCGCCCUGCCUGCAGCGCUCAGGAGGGCGGAAUGCAGGGCCCCCGGUACCAUGGGGUCUCCCAUUGUAAGGGAGGCUCCCCUGCAAGGCUGCGGGCCAAAGGCCAGGGGGGUUACUUACUAGAAAUCUGUCUCCUGCUCUAGAAUUUUCCGAAUUGAUCAAAAAGGAGAAAAUUCCAAAGAAGAAGUAGCACCACACUCAGCCCCAGCCAAUGAGCGUCCCCAAGAGGCGCCACGGGAUACACGCAUGCCCCGUGGAGAAGGCCGUGGGGUGGACGCAGCUUGUGCC
Messenger RNA from Sus scrofa (pig), 1490 nucleotides. The record is from RefSeq and is a predicted model, not a curated record. NCBI's taxonomy places the organism in Eukaryota, Metazoa, Chordata, Mammalia, Artiodactyla, Suidae.